AGAGCCGAAGAUGUUGGCUCGGUCAUGUGAUCAGCUGUGUCCAAUCACAGCUGAUCACAUAGGGGACAUGUACACUGAUCAUGAGGGCAAUGAUGAUCAGUGUGCCCUGAUGAUCUGUGUAGCCCCAGCAGUGCCACCUGUCAGUGUCCAUCAGUGCCAGCUGUCAGUGCUCAUCCAUGCCACCUGCCAGUGCCCAUCAGUGCCACAUUUCAGUGCCUACCAGUGCACAUCAAUGCCACAUAUCAGUGCCCAUCUGAGCUGCCUUUCAGUGUCACCCAUCAGUGCCAAUCAGUGCCACCUAUAAAUGCCAGUCAGUGCCACCUAUCAGUGCUGCCAAUCAGUGCCACGUAUUAGUGCCAGUCAGUGCCGCCUAUCAGUACCCACCAGUGCUGCCUAUCAGUGCUGCCUAACAGUGCCAGUCAGUGCCAUCUAACAGUG
Molecule: messenger RNA, 438 nt
Organism: Staurois parvus
Lineage: Eukaryota; Metazoa; Chordata; Amphibia; Anura; Ranidae
Source: the annotation of a GenBank genome assembly